This is a messenger RNA of Penicillium antarcticum, 1701 nucleotides long. RefSeq lists its product as uncharacterized. The annotation marks the transcript as partial. Gene Ontology annotation, cellular component: membrane. Gene Ontology annotation, molecular function: carbohydrate:proton symporter activity. Gene Ontology annotation, biological process: carbohydrate transport; transmembrane transport. The record is from RefSeq and is a predicted model, not a curated record. Lineage: Eukaryota; Fungi; Ascomycota; Eurotiomycetes; Eurotiales; Aspergillaceae. The transcript is spliced from 8 exons.
UUCUCUAUGGCUUCAGAUGAUACUAAGCACAAGGGUUUCGCCCUUGUGCUACAGAAUCCCUAUCUCUGCGGUGUUGCAUCGUUCUCAACCCUAGGGGGCCUAUUAUUCGGCUAUGACCAAGGCGUCAUUAGCGGUGUCAUAACAAUGGAGUCCUUUGGAGCUCGAUACCCGCGCGUAUUCACAGAUAGUGGAUAUAAGGGAUGGUUCGUAUCAACACUGUUACUAGCAGCCUGGUUCGGAUCUCUGAUCAACGGCCCUAUCGCCGAUCGAAUUGGUCGCAAAUUAUCGAUCAAUGUGGCGGUUGUGAUUUUUACUAUUGGAUCCAUCAUCCAGUGCGCUGCGAUGAAUAUCCCUAUGCUCUUUGCUGGUCGCGCUAUUGCUGGUUUGGCUAUUGGUCAACUUACUAUGGUUGUUCCGUUGUAUAUCUCUGAGGUUUCAAUUCCUGAAAUUCGGGGAGGCCUUGUUGUUGUGCAGCAAUUAUCCGUUACUAUUGGAAUUCUGGUCAGCUAUUGGAUCGACUAUGGAACAAAUUAUAUUGGCGGUACACGCUGCGCUCCUGAUAUCCCUUAUACGGGUGGAACGACAGCUAAACCUGCCUUUGAUCCUUACCAUGAUGUCCCUUUAUCUGGAUGCACGGGACAAUCAGAAGCGUCGUGGCGUCUCCCUCUCGCCAUCCAGAUUCUUCCAGCAGUCAUUCUGGGUAUUGGAAUGCUUUUCUUCCCGGAUUCGCCGCGUUGGCUAUUGAUGAAAGAGCGUGAUGAUGAAUCGCUCAAUGCACUCUCUAAAUUGCGUCGGCAGUCGAGGGAUAGUCCUGUUCUUUUGAAUGAGUAUCUUGAGAUUAAGGCUUCUAUUAUGCUGGAAAAUACUUUUGCUCGGGAACAUUUCCCUAAUUUGUCUGGGUAUAGGUUACAUGUUGCUCAGUACAUGUCCUUCGUGACGACCUGGGCCCGUUUCAAACGGCUGGCUAUUGGCUGCAUUGUCAUGUUCUUCCAGCAGUUUAUGGGAUGCAAUGCAAUUAUCUACUACGCACCCACAAUCUUCGCCCAGCUAGGCCUAGAUGGCAACACAACCUCGCUUCUUGCAACUGGCGUAUACGGUAUCGUCAAUUGUCUCAGUACACUCCCAGCGCUAUUCUUCAUCGACAAAGUCGGUCGUCGAGUUCUGCUCAUGGCAGGUGCCACGGGAACCUGCAUCUCGCUCGUUAUUGUCGGUGGUAUCCUGGGUGGCUAUGGGGCACGCCUAGUGGAUAACAAGUCCGCUGGGUGGGCUGGCAUUGCCUUUAUCUAUAUCUACGAUAUCAACUUCUCUUAUUCAUUCGCUCCCAUUGGCUGGGUUCUACCAUCUGAAAUCUUCAAUCUCUCGAUUCGAUCCAAGGCGAUCUCUAUUACAACUUCGGCGACAUGGAUGUGUAAUUUCAUCAUUGGUCUUGUCACGCCUGACAUGCUCGAAUCAAUUACUUGGGGCACAUACAUCUUCUUUGCAGCCUUUUGUUUGCUUGCGCUAUUGUUCACUUAUUUCUGCAUCCCCGAGACACGAGGAAAGACCCUCGAAGACAUGGACCUCAUCUUUGGCGACACAGCCGCCCACGAAGAAAAGAAACGCAUCAAGAACAUCGAAGCCGAAUUACGCGGAACCCCUAUCGAAGAAGAUGACGACCUCAUGAAGCCAGUCGAUCAACAUGCAGAGAUUGUCGACGUGUAG